GUUGAGCUGUAGUCCCUAAUAGCUCAAACCGUGCCAGCUGUUCAAGGAACGAUCGACAGCAAAUUUGCCAAAACACUGCAACGGAAUGAAACGGAGACAGCAAUAAUCUGCCAAGUAGGCAUCAAAACACAGCAUAAUGGAGUUAUACAAGUCGUUGGGCUUGGCCUUGCUCGUGUUGCUUGGACUAUGCUCUCAGUAUGCGUUGCGAGAUAAGGGAGCAACUCUGGACUCGCGGCCAAGCUCAGCGGCGAGCGGCUGGGCCACCUUCAGUUGGCCGUUCGCCGCCGUGUCGGUGGCGGGGCCCCGGCGCACACUCCUCCAGGACGUUGAGAAUGACAAGCACGCGGACGAGGUGGUGCAUCAGCUCAUCGUCCGCCUGAACGCCUCGCGCCUGGCGCCGCUGCCGGUCAGGCCGCAGGAGCGCUGUGUGCUCACACGCGGCAACUGGUGCAUGCAGUUCCACCUGCAGGAGCCAGUGCCUCGCUUCCCGCCUCCAUACUACGACAAGCCCUGCCCCAACGACUGCAACGGUGUGGGCAACUGCAACCACGAGUACGGCACGUGCUCCUGCCCCGCCGGCUGGGGCGGCGCCGACUGCAGCCAGCCCCGCAAGCGGCCCUGCCACCACAUGGGCGAGGGCAAGCGCGACGCAGGCUGGCACAACCUCACUGCCUGGAGCCACACGCGAUGCGCGGGCGUGUGUGAUGACGACGUGGCGAUGUGCUACUGCCCCGCCGACACCAAGUACGGACACAGGGAGGCGCCGCCGGGGGCCAAGCCGGGCACGCCGCCGGAGCAGCGGGGCCGCCCGCUGUUCAUGUGCACGCCGGGCACAGACAAGGACGGCAAGAAGGUGCUGUGGGGCGGCACCCCCUACGAGGACAUGUUCGGGCCGGAGGGCUGGUGCAACGCCGACAAGCCCAAGUUCACGUGCCCGUGCAGGCUGGACGGUCUUCUGGGGCUGACGUGCUCGGAGGUGGUGGAGCAGACCUGCACCAACCAGUGCUCGGGGCACGGCGAGUGUAACCAGGGUUUCUGCAAGUGCCGUGCGGGCUGGUACGGCGUGGACUGCGGGCUGCGGCGCAGGGGCGUAUUGCCGCAGCCGGGCGACCAGUGGACCACGAAACCCUGGAUCGAGCCCGUGCUGACGCACACCGUGGCCACGGAGGACCCGCCGCUGACGCCCGUACGGCGGCGGCCGUACAUCUACGUGUACGACAUGAAGUCCGACUUCGGCACGGACCUGCUGCAGUACCGGAUUGAGGGCUCGCACUGCUUGUACAGGAGCUUCGCCCGGGCCAACCAGACCAGCUUCGUGGGCUACAACGCCUACGCCGCCGAGCCCGUGCUGCACGAGCUGUUCCUCACCUCGGAGCACCGCACCCUGGACCCCGAGGAGGCCGACUUCUUUUUCGUGCCCGUCAACGUGGGCUGCCUGUUCGACGUGUACGGAUGGAACGAGAUCCCCAGGUGGCCGCGCGGCCUGCUCGGACCCCGCACGCACGGCGCGACGAUGAUGCAGCGCGAGGCGGCGCGCUGGCUCAACGCCACCUUCCCCUACUUCGCCCGCCGCGGCGGCCGCGACCACAUCUGGCUGAACCCACACGACGAGGGCGCCUGCUACGUGUGGCGGGAGGUGUGGCCGGGCGUGAUGCUCAGCCACUGGGGGCGGAUGGACUUCCCGCACGCCUCCAACACCGCGUACGGCCAGGACAACUACAGCCUGCCGCUGCACCACGACUCCCACCCGGGCGACUGGCGUGACCACACCUCGCUCACACACCCCUGCUUCGACCCCAAAAAGGACCUGGUGAUCCCGGCCUUCAAGCAGCCGCAGCUGUACAACAAGAGCCCCUUCCUGGGGGCGCCGGUGCGGGAGCGCGACGUGUUCGCCUUCUUCAUCGGCGACCUGCGCAUGGAGCCGGGCCGCGACCCCGCCUGCAGAUACAGCAGGUGCAUCCGCCAGCGGCUGUACAACAUCAGUCGCGAGCAGCACUGGCGCGAGGCGCACGGCGUCAUGUUCGGGGAGCGCAAGGACAUCGGGGGGGACGCCAGCUACAGUGAGCUCUUGUCGCGGUCCAAGUUCUGUUUCGUACUGCCAGGCGACGGCUGGUCCCCCCGCUGGGAGGACGCGGUCCUGCACGGCUGUGUGCCCGUGGUCAUCAUGGACGACGUGCAGGUGGUGUUUGAGUCGCUCAUCGACGUGUCCCUGUUCAGCCUGCGCAUCGCUGAGUCGGACCUGGGCCGGGUGGUGGAGGUGCUCAAGGGCGUCAGCGAGGUGCGGCUGGCGGAGAUGCAGGCGCACCUGGCCAAGGUGUGGCACAGGUACCGCUACAUGGGCCUGCGCAUGCUGGACGACUCGGCCCGAGCCUACCUGUGGGACUACCGCGCAGACGCCGGCGGCAAGGCGCCCCGCACCCCCGGGGCCGAGUUCAGCGUCAGUCGCCAGGACGACGCCUUCGCCACCAUCCUGCAGUGGCUCUAUCACCGCAUCCCAGACGUGCACGGCACACAGCAGGGCGGGAGCAAGGGCGCCGCGGCGGCGGCGGCGGGCGCGGGCGCGCUGGUGGGUGCGGCGGCGGGAGUGGGGGCGGGAGUGGGCGUGGCCGCCGCCUGAGGUGUUGCCGCGGAGUGGGAGGUGAAGUCAGCGAGUGGAGUAUUAGGGUAGAGCUGGUGCAGGGCGUGGAUGGGUUCGUGCCGUUCAUUUGUGCACACGCACACACGCACAGGAUGCACCUCCGUCCUUUUUGCAGACAGAUGGUCCUUUUGCAGACAGAUGAUGCGGGGUGUCGCGUUUUGUGGCUGGGAGUCCUCUGGCUGAUGCUUGGGGGCGGCGGGGCUGCCGGCAGGGGUCUCUGGCAGCUGUUGUGUGGGGCAGAGCGGAGGGCAGGCAUGUGCACAUGGCCGUGGGGCCACGGGCCUGGCACCGUGUAAUACUGUAAUGUCAUCGAGAAAGUAAG
This is a messenger RNA of Chlamydomonas reinhardtii, 2960 nucleotides long. RefSeq lists its product as uncharacterized. The transcript has 18 exons. NCBI's taxonomy places the organism in Eukaryota, Viridiplantae, Chlorophyta, Chlorophyceae, Chlamydomonadales, Chlamydomonadaceae. Gene Ontology annotation, molecular function: glycosyltransferase activity. The record is from RefSeq and is a predicted model, not a curated record. The coding region runs from base 137 to 2617 and encodes 826 amino acids.